Melozone crissalis (California towhee) is the source of this 1329-nucleotide messenger RNA. Its product is annotated as bone morphogenetic protein 8B-like. The record is from RefSeq and is a predicted model, not a curated record. Bases 1 to 1278 code for a protein of 425 amino acids. Gene Ontology annotation, biological process: SMAD protein signal transduction. Lineage: Eukaryota; Metazoa; Chordata; Aves; Passeriformes; Passerellidae. Gene Ontology annotation, molecular function: growth factor activity; cytokine activity. The transcript has 7 exons. Gene Ontology annotation, cellular component: extracellular region.
AUGGGGCGCCGCGGGGCCGUGGCGCUGCUCUGGCUGGCGGCCGUGCUGUGCCAGCUGGGCACGGGCAGCGCCCUCCGCCGCCGGCCGCACGCCGCCGGGGUCCCGCAGCGGCGGCUGAGCGGCGGCGAGCGCCGGGACGUGCAGCGGGAGAUCCUGGCCGUGCUGGGGCUGCCCGGCCGGCCCCGGCCCCGCGUCCCGGCCCGUGCCCCCGCCGCCGCCGCCGCGCCGCUCUUCAUGCUCGAUCUGUACCACGCCGUGGCCGGCGAGGAGGAGGAGGAGGAGGAGGGUGAAGAAGCGGCGGUGUCGCGGCCGGUGCUCACCGGGCUCAGCACGCAGAGCCCCCCGCCCGGCAGCGUCGUGAGCCGAGCAGACACCGUGGUCAGCCUCGUUAAUAUGGUGGAGCAGGACAGGGACCUUUUGUCCCCCAAGCCCUACUGGAAGGAGUUCAGGUUCGACCUGACCCAGGUGCCGGCGGGAGAGGCCGUGACGGCCGCCGAGUUCCGAAUUUACAAAUCCCGGGGCAUCGUCCCCAGGCACGGCAACAGCAGCCUCCACGUCAGCAUCUACGAGGUGGCUGCAGAGCAUUCCAACAGGGAAUCCGACCUGUUCCUGCUGGAUGUGCAGGACCUGCGUGCUGGGACAGAGGGCUGGCUGGUGUUUGAUGUCACAGCUGCCAGCAGCCACUGGGCACUGGAGCAGAAAUACACCCUGGGGCUGCGGCUCUACGUGGAGACAGAUGAUGGGCACAGUGUGGAUCCGGGCUCCGCCGGGCUCCUGGGGCGAAGGGGACCCCGCUCCAAGCAGCCCUUCAUGGUGACAUUUUUCCGGGCCAGCCCCAGCCCCUCCCGUGUCACACGAGCAGCCAAACCCGCCAGGAGGAGACAGCACAAGAAAUCCAGCGGCCUCCCCCACCCAAACAAGCUCCCAGGAAUUUUUGACGAUGUGCACCCCACGGACGGGCGGCAGGUCUGCCGGCGCCACGAGCUCUACGUCAGCUUCCAGGACCUUGGCUGGCUGGACUGGGUGAUUGCUCCACAGGGAUACUCAGCCUACUACUGCGAGGGGGAGUGCGCAUUCCCGCUGGACUCGUGCAUGAACGCCACCAACCACGCCAUCCUGCAGUCCCUGGUCCACCUGAUGAAGCCUGAGGCCGUGCCCAAGGCGUGCUGUGCCCCCACCAAGCUCAGUGCCACCUCUGUCCUCUACUACGACAGCAACAACAACGUCAUCCUCAAAAAGCACAGGAACAUGGUGGUGAAAUCCUGCGGCUGCCACUGAUGGACAGGUCCCAUUCCCACACCUGGAUGCCCUAUUCCCAGCCCUGAGUGU